Molecule: messenger RNA, 1411 nt
Organism: Prorocentrum cordatum
Lineage: Eukaryota; Dinophyceae; Prorocentrales; Prorocentraceae
Source: the annotation of a GenBank genome assembly
AGCCAUUUUGGCUCAAGCGCGGCUGCAGCAGCGCGCAGUCCGUUGGGCAAACCACCAUUACACAGGACGGCCAACUGCGCCCCAGCAUAACCCAUAGCGUUCGCCAGAAUGGCAACGCUCACGGCGGUGGCGCGGGCGCGGCAUCAGACGCUCCUUGCGAGGCAGGCGGAGCCGCGGCAGCCGCGGCACAGGCGGGCCCCAACGCCGCGGGCAGGUUGUGCCGAGGUGGCCGAGGACGACGGAGGCAGGGAGCGCCGAGGCGGCCGAGGAUGCACGCUGCAGCAGCGCGCGAGGACCGCUGGCAGGCCGCACCGAGGUGGAGUGGCCCCCGCCACAGCCCAGCGCGGCGGCACAGCGAGUGUGAGGUCGUCCAUGCACGGCGUUCAGCGCCGGGCCCACGACCCGACGGAGAACGACGCGGCGAUCGCGGCCUGCCUCGCGGAAGCCGAUUUGGCGGAGCGCAGUGUCUCUCGGGACGAGUGGGUCCAGAGCGCAGAGCAGGGCAUCCUGGCUCGCAGUUUCGACGGGGACCUGUCGAUGGAGGAGCUGGACAGGCAGCGGCGCGCGAUGCGGCGCUUCGAGAUUCGUGCGACGCUUGCGGCGCGCGCCAGAAGGCGCAGCGACGGUGCAGACGCUGGGUUCAGCUUUAGCCCGGGUGAUAGGGAGGCCAGAGAGCCGCGCGCAGGCGCAGGCCGCACACGGCAAGGCGCUGCAGCCGGCGGCGCCAACCAGGAGGUCUGCUGCGCUUGCAUGGACCGCGAGGCGAACGCGCUGCUGGUGCCGUGCGGCCACCGCACGGUGUGCGUCGGCUGCGCCAGAAAGCUCGUCCCACCGAGGUGCCCUGUAUGCCGGUACGAGGUGCAGCAGAUAUCCGUGAUCGGGUGAGGGCCUGGCCCGCGAGCCGCCAAUCCGAGAUCGGCUUCGUUGCAUGCCAGCGCAGCACGCUCCGAUCUGGUCCUCGUGCCUCCCCCUUUUGGGGAGGAGGGGCGAGGGUCACACUUAGUCGCAGACGGUUCUUUGAGAGGACCAUCUGCGAUUAAGUGUGACCCUGCUCUGCUCAGGACGUACUUUCAAUCGAAUGCAUGUCGGUGGGGGUGCAAACUGCAGCUGGUGCUGUUGAGCACGUCCGAAGCCGAUCGACGACGGACGAUGCACAGUCGUUGAUCCCUUACUCGCUGAACGAUGCCGGAGGUAGUUGGCGUGAUUCCUUUUGUGCGUCUUCCUUUUGCGCAGCUCAAUAGUUUGAUCUUCGAACUCGAAUUGGCAUUGUCUGGGCAGGUAUGUUUUCUUAUAUUUGUCACGGAAGGGUCGUUCUAAUCAGGUGAACGCUGAUCGCUGUUGUGCUUUUAUUCGACAUAUGGGGUAUGGUAGACUCCGCGACGUUCUCAGUGUGCGAAGGGAGAAAAUAAAA